Messenger RNA from Aegilops tauschii subsp. strangulata, 762 nucleotides. RefSeq lists its product as uncharacterized. Lineage: Eukaryota; Viridiplantae; Streptophyta; Magnoliopsida; Poales; Poaceae. The record is from RefSeq and is a predicted model, not a curated record.
AAUCGAGUCUCCGCAAUCGUCGAACCAUUCGCACGCCGCCGUUCUCCCCACGCCGCCGCCGUUCCCCUCCGGUAACCAUGGCUGGGAUGGCAUCACGCUGCGAAGGCAAGACAACCGGCGACAAACGCUACUGUAGUGUGAUUUAUUCACCCUAUCCACAGUCGUCGCCUCUUCCUACUCGCCUGACCGACCUGUUCCAACAGUUUGGUCUGGACAAGAUCGGCGCGAUCAUGAACAGUUCUGAUGGUAAGACGUUCGAGCAAAAGAUCGACAAGUUACGAGAGGAAAUGAGUGCUUUCGAACGUGCUCGUGAUGUAUUCUACAUGGUCGAUGUCGAGGAUGGCGACGAGGACGACGACGAAGACGACGAGGGCGACGAUGUGGAUGUGGACGAGGCGGAUAGAAAGGUAGGGAAGCUCUUAGAUGAUGAAAAGAAACCCGAUAUCACGAAACGACCACACGCUCCUAUUGAAGAUGAGCUGGAAUGCAAGAAGCCAAAGAUAGCAGAAGGCUCAAGGUGCCAAGGAGAAGAACCUGAGGCUGGAGGGAUAAAGAAUUCCUCCUGGGUCUGAUGACAGGGGAGUGCAGUAAACACCAGAAGCAUCAAAACUAUGAUCUGGAACAGUAUCCUGAAUAAACUAUUUUCUGGAUUAUGAAUGAAUUCUGAAGCAUGGGGCUAUAAGUGAAUUAUGUAACAUGGAUUUGUAACUAUGGUGGAUGUUAAGUUAACGUUCUAUCAGUGCAUCGUGAAUGCGUGCUGAA